CUAAAAAAAAAGUCAUAUCCUCAACAAACCGAACAAGCUAGCUAAGUGUUCUAUUCUGUGUAACUAAAACAAAACAUGAGAACCUUCAAGUCUCUCGCUCUCUUGGCUUUGCUCUUUUGUCUCUCCCUCGCUGUUUUUGCGGAUACAUCAACCGAUGCCACACAUGCUACGGAUGAAGUGAAGCGAAGUGCUGAAGCAACCGAUGUCAUAGACCCCCAGCAAGGCAGGCGUGGGGGUGGGGGUGGUGGUGGUUAUUGUCAGUACGGGUGUUGCGGUGGGUGGUGGAAUGGACGGUGCAGAUACUGUUGCAGACGAUCCCAAGCUGUGGAGCCCGAGGCUUUCGAGCCCGAGGCUGUUGAGGCCAACGUUGUUGACCCUCAACAGGGUUUCGGUGGCGGCGGCAGGCGUGGGGGUGGGGGUGGUGGUGGUGGUUAUUGUCAGUACGGAUGUUGCGGUGGGUGGUGGAAUGGACGGUGCAGAUACUGUUGCAGACGACCCCAAGCUGUGGAGCCCGAGGCCGAGGCUGUUGAGGCCAACGUUGUUGACCCUCAACAGGGUUUCGGUGGCGGCGGCCGGCGUGGUGGUGGUGGUGGUGGGCGACGUGGUGGUGGUUGUUGGUAUGGAUGCUGCGGGUGGUGGCAUGGACGGUGCAGCUACUGUUGCAGAAGUCAAGCUGAGGCCAACGAAGUUAUGGAAACUGUUGAGUCCCAGCCGAUGGCCACGGAAGGAGAGAAUAAGAAGGAAGAAUCUAAGCCAUGA
Molecule: messenger RNA, 759 nt
Organism: Capsella rubella
Lineage: Eukaryota; Viridiplantae; Streptophyta; Magnoliopsida; Brassicales; Brassicaceae
Product: late embryogenesis abundant protein M17
Exons: 2
Coding region: 76-759 (227 amino acids)
Source: RefSeq, a predicted model, not a curated record